UCACAGUCAUGUGGACCGUAUGCUUCUCUACCUAUAAGGGUAAUAAAAAAACCCCGAAGUCUCAGUAAAUAACCACCAUUUUACAAAUCACCAAUUUAUUUCAUCAUCAUCAUCGAUUCGUUUAACUACGAACCAAUUGCUUUUACAGUCUCUCUGAAAAUAAUUCCUGAAUACAAAAGUGCAAUGCUGUGGAAAAUUUUCGGAUUAAUCUUAUGCGGUGCGAGCGUGUAUUGCGUGCCGGUCAUACCUGAAGACGUACCGACCGCUUUCGCCGCCAUUUACGGCUUCUUCCCUCCCAUCCGUAAAGUCAGCGACCAUCGGUUCGGAUUCGGUUUUCGUUUCGGAAACCACGCUGAUCUCCAAGUUAUAUACGAAUUCGGCCCCCAGCUGAUCACGAAGCCGCUACGAGCCGUCUCCAGAAUCAGGUCUACAUCUCACCGAGAGAGAAUACGUCGACCGAUCUUAGACUUUCUGAUCAAGACCGGACUCAUUAAGAAGGCUUCGUAUAAAUUUAGUGUUUCAAGCGAUUGUGACGACGAACCCCGUUGAUAAAACGAAAU
Bombyx mori (domestic silkworm) is the source of this 560-nucleotide messenger RNA. RefSeq lists its product as uncharacterized. Bases 184 to 549 code for a protein of 121 amino acids. NCBI's taxonomy places the organism in Eukaryota, Metazoa, Arthropoda, Insecta, Lepidoptera, Bombycidae. The record is from RefSeq and is a predicted model, not a curated record. The transcript is spliced from 4 exons.